AUGGAUGAGAAGGACUUCGAGGACGCGGUCAACAAAUUUGAGGAGCACACAAGUUUCUAUCCUUCUGAUAUCCUUGACGAGUGCCCCAAAUUCCGAAUUCUGGUUGUUGGGCAAACGGGUAGUGGCAAGUCUACCUUGUGUAGCAAAGUCUUUGGCGUCGGAAAGGGCCAAGGAAAAGUGGGCGGCCCCGUCGAUUCCGCUGAAGAGACCUUCUUCAAAAAGUUCGAUCUUGGAAAUAUUCCAGUAGUUGCCGUCUUCACUCAUUUCGACAAAGUUGAAGAGGAACAUGAGAUGGCUUUGAUAAGAGGAUAUCGGCGACAGCAUGGUCCACGUACCGUCUUGCCAGAGGAUUUGACUACCAGAGCCCAUGCGUAUGCGGUGCGAGAUUACGACGAGAUCUACAGAGCCAAUUUAGAGAAGAUACUAGGACCUCACUCAGGGGUUAAUAUCCAACGCGUUUCGAUGCCAGAUGAAAGUCCAUAUGUUGCCGGCGAUGACGUUCCAGUUGCGGAAGGAGUGAAGGAAUUAGUAGGCACUACUCUAGAGAUGUUGACGAGCUACGGCCUUCGUCGCCUUUGGAUAUCUGCUCAACAGCAGUCUGCUGACCUGAAACGCAGUGAAUCUGUGACGGCUGCAAUGGCACAUUUCAACAAGGUCACAAUUACGAACUCAGUGCCGCUGAUCCCGUUCCUGGGUGGAACUGUCUUUCGUACAUCUUUCAAUGACAUCUAUAGCGCUGUGAGCACGCAGUACAGUCUCAUUGAUCCAUAUCAUGCCUUGCAAAAGCCAGUCGCCAGAAAACGUAUUUUUGGAGCUUGUCUAAGACUCUCGACGGCCGGCACAACCGGCGUCAAAUUUGCCAUGAGUUUCAAUGUACUUGGUCCAAUGACUGCGCCCUCCAUAACUAAAGCAUUACUCAAAAUGAUAAUCGGAGUGAUCAUGAUACAUGAAGAGCUAUUCUGGAAGCAACGAGACCAAGGCGGCCUACGGAUAAAUGAAGAUGUUAUCAAAGAGACUUGUAGACGAUUUGCCGACGGUGAACGAAGACAUAAAGCUGCAGGCCACAUUGAUGGCACAAUUGACAUCUCGAAAUAUCGCGAUGAGAGAUACUGUACGUCUGCUGUAAUAACAGCAUUGAGGAUGUAA
Molecule: messenger RNA, 1146 nt
Organism: Bacidia gigantensis
Lineage: Eukaryota; Fungi; Ascomycota; Lecanoromycetes; Lecanorales; Ramalinaceae
Exons: 4
Coding region: 1-1146 (381 amino acids)
Source: RefSeq, a predicted model, not a curated record